AUGGCGUUGGGUCGGCUGUCGAUAGUAGAUCAACAGUUGACGCCCGUGCGGCACGCUUCCGCACCACGUCACCUCCCCCACCACGUCACCUCCCCCACCACGUCACCUCCCCUCUGGGCCGUCCUCCGGGCCGUGCACGCCGUCGCUCAGCCACGUCACCUCCCCUCUGACGCCGUGCCACAUCACCUCCCCUCUGACGCCCUGCCACGUCACCUCCCCUCUGACCCUUGCCACGUCACCUCCCCUCUGACGCCCUGCCACGUCACCUCCUCCCCUCUGACGCCCUGCCACGUCACCUCCCCUCUGAGGCAGGCCAACGCAUGUACCGCGCAUGCAUUCGGAACUGGUCGGAGCAUGCAGCUAGAGCUGAGGGGGCAGCUGAAGCAGAGGGGACUUGCUUUUGACUUUUGUUGUCUUCAACAUGAGUGGUAUGAUCGCACCGCUGCUAUGCUGACAGCGGAUGGGAUGUGCACUUCAGGUUACAUGCCUCUGCAUCAUGGCGUUGCCUCUGCAUCAUGGCGUUGCAUCUGCAUCAUGGCGUUGCAUCUGUGGUGGAAAGAAGAGACAACAACAGCAACAAGGAAAGACGUUGCGACGUACCAUGGGUGUGGGCACUGGAGGUGCUGCUGUCUGCAGCAAGGCAUUGUUGGGGUGAUUGGUGGCAACGGUGCGGGCAAGUCAACGCUGUUCCGCAUGAUCGUGGGGCAGGACAGCCCCAAUGAGGGCACGCUGCACGUGGGAGAGACGGUGGCGCCGCUCUAUGUCGACCAAUUACGCGACGCGCUGGAUCCCAACAAGACGGUGUUUGAGGAGAUCACGGGCGGCGCAGAUGAGAUCCUGCUGGGCGAGCGCAAGGUGAGCAGCCGGGCGUACUGCGCGUGGUACAACUUCAAGGGCGCGGACCAGCAGAAGAAGGUGGGCGUGCUGUCGGGCGGCGAGCGGAACCGCGUGCACCUGGCGCGCAUCAUGCGGCGCGGAGGCAACCUGCUCAUGCUGGACGAGCCCACCAAUGAUUUAGAUGUGGAUACUCUGAGGGCGCUGGAGGAUGCGAUUCAGGGGUUUGCGGGAUGCGUGAUUGUCAUCUCUCACGACCGCUGGUUUCUGGACCGUAUUGCCACGCACAUCAUGGCCUUUGAAGGCGACUCCAAGGUGGUUUGGUUCGAAGGCUCGUACAGCGACUACGAGGAGGACAGGAGGAGGAGGCUUGGGAACAAGGAACCAUCACGUCUUAAGUACAGAGCGCUAGCAUGA
Closterium sp. Yama58-4 is the source of this 1251-nucleotide messenger RNA. The record is from the annotation of a GenBank genome assembly. NCBI's taxonomy places the organism in Eukaryota, Viridiplantae, Streptophyta, Zygnematophyceae, Desmidiales, Closteriaceae.